GGCCUCGGCAGCGGGAUGGCCUACCUGCCGGCCGUCGUCAUGGUGGGCAGGUAUUUUCAGAAGAGGCGAGCCCUGGCCCAGGGCCUCAGCACCACGGGGACGGGAUUUGGCACGUUCCUCAUGACAGUGUUGCUGAAGUACCUGUGCGCAGAGUAUGGGUGGCGCAAUGCCAUGAUCAUCCAGGGUGCCGUGUCCUUAAACCUGUGCGUGUGCGGGGCGCUCAUGCGGCCACUGUCCCCGGGGAAGGAUGCCAGUGGCCUGGGAGGGAAGUCUGUGAAGUCCACGGGACAGCUGGGCGGAACCGAAGACAAGGACGGCGGGCCCGGGAAUGAGGACGCCCUGUGUGACCUCCAAGCCCCGGAGGGCCAGGGUCAAGGCCGCCAGGGGAAGAACAUGUGCGCCUUCCGGAUGCUGAAGGCCGUGAGCCAGCUCACCCUGAGAGUCAGGAAGGGCUUCGGGGACUGGUACUCAGGCUAUUUCGGCACAGCCUCGCUCUUUACUAACCGGAUGUUUGUAGCCUUUAUUUUCUGGGCUCUGUUUGCAUACUGUAGCUUUGUCAUCCCCUUCAUUCACCUCCCAGAAAUAGUCAAUCUGUAUAAUUUAUCGGAGCAAAACGAUGUUUUUCCUCUGACUUCAAUUAUAGCAAUAGUCCAUAUCUUUGGAAAAGUGAUCCUGGGCAUCGUGGCCGACUUACCUUGCAUCAGCGUCUGGAAUGUCUUCCUGCUGGCCAACUUCACCUUCGUCCUCAGUAUUUUUAUUUUGCCACUGAUGCACACGUAUGUUGGCCUGGCUGUCAUCUGUGCAUUGUUAGGGUUUUCCAGUGGUUUCUUCUCCCUGAUGCCCGUGGUGACUGAAGACUUGGUGGGCAUUGAACACCUGGCCAACGCCUAUGGCAUCAUCAUCUGUGCUAAUGGCAUCUCUGCGCUGCUGGGGCCGCCUUUUGCAGGGUGGAUCUACGACAUCACACAAAAAUAUGAUUUUUCCUUCUAUAUAUGUGGUUUGCUUUAUAUGAUAGGAAUUCUCUUUUUACUCAUUCAACCAUGUAUUCGAAUUAUAGAACAAUCCAGAAGAAAAUACAUGGACAGUGCACAUGUUUAGUGUCAUGUAAUGUUUCGUGUCAGAUUUCAUGGUGGUCCUCAAGCCUACCUCACAUGGGUGCUGUGAGGAGCCUAUGACAUUGUGUGGGAAAGUUCUUUGUAUGGUAACUGGCACUGCCACCUGUAAAUGCCAUUGUCAUUGUUAUGUCAUCUGUAAGCAGCACUGCCUCUCUGUUUGGUGGGACGCAAUGCUGGAAAGUAUUAAGGACUAUGUAUGUUUUAGAGAUGACAGUGUUCUUCAAAGACAACCUAUUAAAUGAUCGGUAGAAAUGCU
Galeopterus variegatus (Sunda flying lemur) is the source of this 1371-nucleotide messenger RNA. It is a transcript of the gene SLC16A14, whose product is annotated as solute carrier family 16, member 14. The transcript is spliced from 2 exons. Lineage: Eukaryota; Metazoa; Chordata; Mammalia; Dermoptera; Cynocephalidae. The record is from RefSeq and is a predicted model, not a curated record. The coding region runs from base 16 to 1098 and encodes 360 amino acids. Gene Ontology annotation, molecular function: monocarboxylic acid transmembrane transporter activity. Gene Ontology annotation, biological process: transmembrane transport; monocarboxylic acid transport.